Messenger RNA from Rhipicephalus microplus (southern cattle tick), 2800 nucleotides. RefSeq lists its product as uncharacterized. Gene Ontology annotation, molecular function: metallocarboxypeptidase activity; zinc ion binding. NCBI's taxonomy places the organism in Eukaryota, Metazoa, Arthropoda, Arachnida, Ixodida, Ixodidae. The record is from RefSeq and is a predicted model, not a curated record. Gene Ontology annotation, biological process: proteolysis.
AUCAACCUGGUCUUUUUUUAGAACAAAGAGACAUAACACACUUCGCUUUUGACAAAUACCACCGUGUUGAAGAGAUAACAGGGUUCUUGGACAUCUUGGGACAAAAGUACAGCCACAUUGCCACAGUGAGAAACAUCGGAAUGACCCAGGAGGGAAGGCCGAUCAAAGGAGUGAUUCUAAGCACCGGAAAAAACAGGCCGGCCCUUUGGUUCGAUGGUGGCAUCCACGCGCGCGAAUGGGUUUCACCUGCGACUAUGCUCUUCUUUCUGCACAAAAUGACGACAGGAUAUGGUUCAGACAGCACCAUCACGACCCUUUUGCAGACCUUCGACUUCUACAUCUUUCCUCUCAUUAAUCCCGACGGAUAUGCCUAUACUUUCACGUCGGAUCGCCUUUGGAGAAAAAACAGGUCUGGUGGUAAGCGAGGAUGCAGAGGCGUCGAUCCCAACAGGAAUUUCGACGCUGCUUUCGGCGGCGCUGGCACCAGCGGCCACCCGUGCUCAGAUAUCUACCGGGGUGCGCGAGCGUUCUCUGAGGCUGAAAGCCGUGCCAUACGUGACGCCAUUCUCGCGCUUGGAUCCCGAGUCAAAGGGUAUGUCUCCGUUCACUCGUACAGCCAGCUUGUCAUGGUGCCGUACGGGCACGGCCGGGCCACUUAUACCAAGGAUUACGCCGACCAGAUAGCAGCAGCGCGGGCAGUCUCCAGAGCCAUACAGAGCCGUUCUGGCGUUUACUAUCAAGUUGGAACCAUUUCAAGCCUUCUAGGUCCUGCGGCUGGGUCGUCUAGCGAUUGGGCCUACGACGGGGCAAAAAUCAAGUAUUGUAUAGGCGUCGAAUUAAGGGACAAAGGACGCUACGGAUUCUUGUUGCCGAAUUUUCUCAUUGUGCCAACAGCGGAUGAAGCAUUGGAGGGUUUUAAAGCUCUCGCAAAGUUCAUAGCUAGAAGAGAGCUCAACAAGUUCAUUCAAUGGAUUGAUCGCGAAAGAAGUGACAAUCAAAGAGAUGGAGAUUUUGACCCUAGGGACGCCGGCAGCUUCCGUAUAGACAUGUACCAUACGCUAGACGAAAUCUACGGAUUCCUGGAUUCGUCAGCUCAAAAGUUUCCCAACAUCGUUACUCGCGUCACCAUCGGGAAAACGGAAGAAGGAGCUGCGAUUCGUGGUGUCAAGAUAAGCUCCGGGGGCAACUCUAGCCGGCCAGCCAUAUGGAUCGACAGCGGUAUUCACGCCCGCGAAUGGAUCUCCACGGCCUCAGCGCUGUACAUUAUCGACCACAUGCUCAAGAGCUACAACGACAGCGACGACGUCACAAAACUGGUGGACACCUUCGACUGGUACAUAUUCCCUGUCAUCAACGCGGAUGGAUACAAGUACACCUGGACGACUGUAAGUCAUCGGCUAUGGCGAAAGAACAGGGUGAGAAACGUGGGAAGCCUCUGCCGUGGAGUGGACCCGAAUCGAAAUUUCGACGUGCGCUUUGGCCUGGCAGGUUCGAGCGCCAACCCCUGCGCGGAGAACUUUGCCGGCACGUAUCCUUUUUCGGAGCCCGAGAGUCGUGCCAUCAGAGACGGCAUCAACAACCUCAAAGACAGACUGAAGGCAUAUAUCAACUUGCACUCCUACAGUCAAGUGGUCAUGAUACCGUACGGCUACUCGAAAGGAUACACCAGCGACUACAAAUCCCAGUACGAGGCUCUGGAAAAGUUGGUGACUGCCAUCAGAAAGAGGAACAGCGCCUUUUAUCGCCAUGGAACAGCAGGACAGACAUUGUACAUCACGUCGGGUGCAGCGCUGGACUGGGUGUACGACAAAGCCAAGGUGAAGCACACGUUCGUCGUGGAGCUGCGCGACCGUGGCCUGUUCGGCUUCAUCCUGCCGCGCGAGUUCAUCACGCCGACGGGCGACGAGCUGUUCAGCGGUGUCAAGGCGCUGGCCUUCCACAUCAUGAAGGCCGAACUGAAAUCCUCAUGAUCCGAGUCACUGUCGCCGAUGUCCGCACACGCUGGCUCUGUGCGCCCGAUGCAGUGCUGAACUUUUGCAAAGACGUCCCAUUUAUGCAAAGACCCCGUGAGCAACGAAUGACUCUGAAUCUGUUGAAGCGACCGCGGGUUGCCAACAAAAUGCUAGGCGCACCACGUCGGCAUAUGUGUCACUGCACAAUGUCCACACAUAUGUGGACGUAGUGCGCCUAGCUUGGCGCAGUGGUUUAAUCAAGCGAUGGAGAGAGAAGUUAGCUGUUAAAAUGGACAGAGGUUGGCUCAUCUAACUUGCCCUGUCCUGCUUCUAUGCACGAAAGGGAAUUAAAUGAAAAUAUCGCACGCUGGCGUCUAGAUUUAAAAGAUGUGGAUUUACAGCAUAAAGCGGUUCGACUGUGCGUCAGAUUAACUGCCUCAUCCCACAUUUUCUGGAGGAUAAACAGCGGUUGAACGCGGUGACCUUCAUUUGUCAAAAAAAGAAGUGCAGUGUGCAAAACCAUUGACUAACAAUUCCGUGUGCUCGGAUUUGGGUGCACGUUAAAGAACCCCAGGUGAUCGGAAUUUCCGAAGCCCUUCACUACGGCGUCUCUUAUUAUCAUAUGGUGGUUUUGGGACGUUAAACCCCACAUAUCAAUCAUUAUUGACUGAAACUUAUUCGAGUCAUGAAAAAAAAAUUCUGCAGUUAAUACCUACAGGACGCAGUGACACUGGACGGUAUACACAGGCAGUUGGCCUUUGCAGGGUGAUGGGCUAUAACAGCUGUGCAAUUAAUUGUAUCUUUUGUGUCCCUGCUUUUCUUGCGUUUUAUUUCGGUUGCAGGGAGAG